Molecule: messenger RNA, 4574 nt
Organism: Vespa velutina
Lineage: Eukaryota; Metazoa; Arthropoda; Insecta; Hymenoptera; Vespidae
Product: hemicentin-1
Exons: 12
Coding region: 1673-4453 (926 amino acids)
Molecular function (GO): protein binding
Source: RefSeq, a predicted model, not a curated record
GUACCGAGCCGCUGCGGGUCAGGACUCGAUGUGGUUCUGUUAUAGGAGAGGUGUGUUUACGCGUUUUUUAUUUCGAGCCGGCAUACCGCGUUUCAAUAAAGUCCUGUCAUGAGUGAAAAUCAUCGAGAAUAGUAUUUACAUCGGAAAACCAACGAAACUCAUAAAUUUUUUCCUUUAUUGAGCUCAUAAUUUUUUAUUAUCGUAGUCAUCGUUUUCGAUCGAUCGAUUGACGUCUACUUUCGAUAUAAAUCGAUCGUAACGCAUGCUCGCGAAUGCCGACGGUAAACGUACGCGGUACGAAAUCCGCUGAUAGAAGACUAAAAAUGGACGGGCUAUGUCGUUUUGUUGACCCAGUGACAUUCCCGGCGGAUUUUUUUAUUUUUAGAUAAGCUGACAUUAGAUAAGAUUUUUCUUUUAUUUUUCUUUAGUUUUUCCUUUCUUUUAUUUUCUUUCAUUUUUACUUUAUCACUCUCAAAGGACAUUUCUACAAAUUAACGAAAACGAAUAACGGUAAUCCUACGUGUACGCACGUGACACCGCUCUCACGGUGAUAGUUUUAUCAAGACGCGUGAAAUCGAAUCGAAAAAUCGAUUUAUACCGAAAGGAUAUCCAGAGUUUUCGAUUUGAACUUAUCUUCAGAGCUUUCCAAGGAUUGUCUUGUGAAUUUAUUAGUGUUAAAAAUCGGCUUCAUUGAUUCGAGUGCGAGGAUCCACCAUUUCUACUCGAUAAUUAUUAGUUAUUCUUGUGACCGAGUCUAAAGGUUCUUUGAUAAAAACACGACGAUGCUUGUAUCAUUGGUUUAACCUAAACCUAGAAGAUAUUACGUAAUUUGGAAAUAUUUUACUUCAGAAAGAAGAAAAUACUAAUUGAACGCAUUACUUCAAACAAUAAUUCUUCAGCACUGCCAACGGAACAGAAAAAUUUUACCGAGUUUUCAUCAUUAUACUGCCAUCAUCGAGCGUAUCGUCUCGAAUUUUCUACCAUUAAUUUAUACACACACACACAUACACACACAAAAACAUAUAUAUAUAUAUAUAUGAAUAUAUAUGUGUAUAUAUAUAUAUAUAUAUAUAUAUGCGAAUUUUUCCGGUAGCACAUAAAGCUAGAAAAAGGAUUAUACAAUUUUUUGAAAUUCAACUUGAAGUUUUGUCAAAAAGUGUUAAAGGAUCAAAGUUUUAUCAUUAUCUUUUAAAAGAAUAUUUCCUUUACCGAGAAUCCUUUUGGGAUUCGAUCCCUCUGGAAGGGUCGAAAAGAAGGAAAAAGAGAGAAAAAGAAGACGAAAUAUAAGAAGAAAGUGAGAAUGUCCAGAACGCAAUGCUGCGACGGCAGCGAACGUGUUUCUGGACGAAUGAACGAAGGAGGGAAGAGAGAAAACGAAAGGAAGGUUCGUGGUUGCAAUUAGUAAUGCCCUUUCGAAACUGUCCCAUGUUUAUGGAAUGCUAGCACUCAGGAAGCAUAAGAAGAGUAUAGACAAGGAAGAGUAGACAAGGAAGAUAGAAAAAACUAAAGGAAACGUGUUCUUUUUUUGUUAUUUUGUGAAUUGUGAACGAGAGAAAAAGAGAAAGAAGGAAGGAGGUAUAGAAAGAGAGAGAGAGAAAGAGAGAGAGAGAGAGAGAGAGAGAAAGAAGGAGGGAAGAGUGAAAGAGGUAACAAGAAGAGAAAAGAGAAAAAAAUGUGGUGGAGGUGCCGGUGGAACUUUGCUAGCAUCGCAUCGACGAUGCAAUCCGCGACGAAUGGUAGCAGCACUACAACCACGACCACAGUUUUGUUGGUCCUGGGAGUGGCCUCGGUCUACUCGCAGGUCGACGUAUCUGAUCUGGAUAAGCCCGUGCCAAUUACUACGAUAGAAGGUGUGGUCGGAAAUAAAGUGCAGCUACCGUGCGAUAUACAUGCGCCCAACGACGACAACGUCAACAUGGUGCUCUGGUUCAAGGAAGAUGGGGGUGAUCCGAUUUAUAGCUUUGACGUACGCGGUCGUCGACAAUUCAACAAUGCUCAACUUUGGUCAUCGCCAACGGCAUUGGGAUCAAGAGCUUUUUUUAUCACGGCUACGAAUCCGGCACAUCUUAGCAUCGAUCGCCUCGAGGCCAAGGACGAAGGAAUCUAUCGAUGUAUGGUGGAUUUUAAGAACACUCCAACUGAAAAUCAAAAGAUGAACUUGACCGUAAUUGUGCCUCCUUCGAAGCCCGAGAUUCUGGACAGCACGACGAAGGACAUAUCGAGGAUCAAGGAACCCUACAACGAGGAUAGUGAUGUGAAACUAAUCUGCCAGGUUAGAGGUGGCAAGCCACCUCCAAAGCUGACGUGGUACCUCGACAACAACGUGAUAGACGAGUCCUAUAGCUACGACCGCGAGUUUGCGCUUACGGUUAACCACUUGUCGUACCCGAGAGUCGGCCGGCAACAUCUCAACGCAAGGCUGAUCUGUCAGGCCAGCAACACCAACUUGGUGCCGCCACAGAGCAGGGUCCUCGUUCUCGACAUGAAUCUGAAGCCGAUGCAUGUUCAGAUAUUAACGAAAGAGGAACGAGUUUCGGCAGAGAAGAACUACAAGGUGGAAUGUACAACGACCGGAUCAAGACCUACAGCGGUGAUUACCUGGUGGAAAGCGAAUAGACCGAUUAAGAAGAUGGCACAGAGUUAUCCUCUGGACAAUAAUCAUACUAUGAGCAUUCUGAGCUUCGUACCGAGUAUCGAUGACGACGGAAAGUAUCUAACUUGCCGUGCUGAGAACCCGUUGAUUCCCGACAGUGCUAUGGAAGACAAGUGGCGAUUGGAGGUGCACUAUCAACCGGUGGUGACUUUGAGGAUGGGAGAGACACUUAAUCCAGAUGACAUCAAAGAGGGUGACGACGUGUACUUUGAGUGCAUAGUGAAAGCGAAUCCUAAAGUGUACAAACUCGCUUGGUUCAAAGACGGUAAAGAGUUGAAGAACAAUGCCACAGCCGGCGUCAUUCUCAGCGACCACUCGUUGGUGCUUCGAGGCUUAACUCGACAUUCUGCCGGCGACUAUACCUGUCUAGCCGCAAAUAGCGAGGGCAAGACCGCUAGUAAUCCCGUGACCCUUCAAAUAAUGUAUACGCCGGUCUGCAAAGAGGGUAAAAGCGAGGUUGUGGUUGGUGCUCUCAAGCAGGAAACGGUUUCUUUGGUUUGCGCGGUGGAGAGUCAUCCACCACCGUUGACCUUUCAUUGGACUUUCAAUAAUUCCGGAGAGUUGAUGGAGAUGCCACAUUCGCGGUACUCUCAUGCAUCAGUAGCCGGAACUCCGUCAGUCGUGGAGAGUCUGAAAGAGUAUCAACAAUUCCAUGGUUCGAGACUUAACUAUACACCCACGACGGAAAUGGAUUACGGUACAGUCGCAUGUUGGGCUACUAACCAGGUCGGCAAGCAAAGAUCGGCGUGCCUUUUUCAGGUGAUAGCGGCUGGUCGUCCCUACCCUUUACACAACUGCACUACUACGGAACUGUCAGCACCCUCGGACGUAGAGGAGCUUGGCACGAAAUCAGGAACCGGUCUGAUCGUACGUUGCUUAGAUGGUUACGACGGAGGCCUACCUAUCCAUAGCUAUCAAUUAGAGGUUGUAGCCGAAGAGGAUGGAGUUUCGAUUCUAUUGAACAAAACAGUACCGGCCAAUCCGAAUGGAGCCAUCUUUGAGGUCACUGGCCUCACGACCGGCAAAAGUUACCGUCUCUAUCUCUACGCUAUUAACGCCAAAGGUAGAAGCGAUUCCACCAUAUUGGAGCCUGUCACGCUUAAGGGCGUCGCCAUGUAUAAAACUGGCAACACGGAUGCAUCGAUGCUGAGUCCAUUGCUACUGGGUCUGGCAGCUACGGCGACCCUUUUGGCCCUGGCCGUAGCUGGUAUCCUGGCGGCGCUCUACCGGAAGCAUUCGAACGGCCGUGCCGGAAGUCCAAAGCACGCUCCGAUCGUGUGCGAGCCACCUAAUGCAGGUGCAACCACCCCAGUGCACCCUCAGACCAAGCAGGCGGUCGAUGACAUCGAUCCGGACAUCAUACCGAACGAAUACGAAAGAAGACCUUUAACGUAUACACCCGUCUACAAGACACCACCUCAACGAAGAAAAAAGGAUCGAGUCACGGAUGAAGCAAUUUCGCCUGAGAAAAGACCAAUCGUUCAGCACAGUUUGGAUCUACCAUCGGAUCCUGUACUCGCCGAUUGCCUUUCAACACCUGCCAUUAACUAUCCGCAAAAUCAUGUCACCCAUCAGACAAUUUAUGGCCAUCAGCCAACCAUGGCGGACUUCAAGCAAAUGGCGAUGGACGCCUAUAAUCAACGUAAUAACCAAAAUGUGUAUUACAGCCUUCAAAGGGCGAGCAAAUGUUUAUCGUCGAUGCCGCAGAGGCCGGUCUCUUCGUCAAUUUCUGCUCAGGGGAAAUUUCAUCAGCCAGAAGUGGUGACGCGCUCAAAUCGAAUACAAGAGAGCUGUAUAUAAUAAGAGAGUGCCCAUUCUCUCUUACAUUCUCAUUUUUCUUUUUUUUUUUUUUUCUUUUUCCCAGUUUACUUUUUCUCUUCUCAUGGUAAUGCCACGUGUACGGAGUAUCAUAGAAAUGUUU